AUGAGGGGUGGGGGACCCCUUGACGUCACUGGAAGGAGGUGCCGGGGUAGGAAGUGGCCGGAGAAAGGUUAUAAAUCGCCCCGGCCCGCGGCUAGCCGGCAGCGAGGUCCGUCGGCGGGGAGGACCGGGGCGCGCCGGGCUGAGCCUCCAGGAGCGGCGACUCGGAGCGGGCUCCGGGACGGGCGCGGGGCUGCGAGGAUUACGCCGGGACGUGGCGGGCUCCGGCCGGAGCGGAGGACGCGGCGCGAGAGGAGCGGCUGGGGCGGCGGGGUCGGCGGCCACCGGGGAGCAGGCCGCGUCGCGCUCACCAUGCGCAGCUGCGGGGACGCCGGGGCGCUGCUGUGCGCGCUGCUCGCCUUUCUGCGGCUCCCAGGAUCUAGUUCAGGCUCAAAAUUGAAAGGUCCUGAACUGAGUUUUAGAAGCAGCCAGCACGUUCUCCAAGCAGGCCAGACCCUGUAUCUCAAAUGCAGGGGGGAUGCAGCCCAUUCCUGGUCUCUGCCUGAAACAGUGAACAGGGAGAGCAAGAGGCUGAGCAUACGCGACUCUAUCUGUGGAAGGAACAGCAAACAGUUCUGCAGUACUCUGACCUUGAACAUGGCUCAGGCAAACCACACUGGCUUCUAUAGCUGCAAAUAUCUAUCUAUUCCUGCUUCAAGGAAGAAGAGAAUUGAAUCUUCAAUCUAUAUAUUUAUUAAUGAUACAGGUAGACCUUUCAUAGAAAUGCACAGUGACCUCCCUGAGAUUCUGUAUAUGACCGAAGGAAAGGAGCUCAUCAUACCCUGCCGGGUCUCAUCACCCAACAUUACUGUUACUCUGAAAAAGUUUCCUAUGGAGACUCUUAUCCCUGAUGGGAAAAGGAUAACCUGGGACAGUAGGAGAGGUUUUAUAAUAUCUACUGCCACUUACAAAGAAAUUGGGCUUCUGACCUGUGAAACUACUAUCAAUGGACACUUGUAUCGAACAAACUAUCUCACACAUCGACAAACCAACACCAUCUUAGAUGUCCACAUGAGCAGGCCAGGCCCAGUCAAAUUACUCAAAGGACACACUCUUACUCUCAACUGUACUGCGACCACUCCCUUGAACGCAAGAGUCCAGAUGACUUGGGAUUACCCUGGUGAUACCCAUCAGAGAGCCUCUAUAAGACACAGACUUGACAAAAGCAAUUCCAACUUAAAUGUCUUCUAUAGUGUACUUGUGAUUGACAAAGUGCAACACAAAGACAGAGGACUUUAUACUUGCCAUGUAAGGAAUGGCCCUUCUUUGAAAUCUGCCAACAUCUCAGUGCAUGUCUAUGAUAAAGCAUUCAUCACUGUAAAGCAUCGAGAUCAACAGGUGCUUGAAACUGUGGCUGGCAGACGAUCUUACCGGAUCUUUAUGAAAGUGAAGGCAUUCCCCUCGCCAGAAGUUGUAUGGCUAAAAGAUGGGUUACCUACAACUGAGAGAUCUGCUCGCUACUUGGUCCGUGGCUACUCAUUAAUUAUCAGAGAUGUAACUGCAGAAGAUUCUGGGGAUUAUACAAUAUUGCUGAGAAUAAAGCAGUUCAAUGUUUUUAAAAACCUCACCGCCACUCUCAUUGUCAAUGUGAAACCCCAGAUUUAUGAAAAGUCUGUGUCAUCGUUCCCAGACCUAGCACUCUAUCCACUGGGCAGCAGACAGAUCCUCACCUGUACUAUUUAUGGUAUCCCUCAGCCUACCAUCAAGUGGUCCUGGCAUCCCUGUAACCAAAAUCAUUCCAAAGCAAGGUCUGAUUCUUGUUCCAGGAGUGAAGAGUCCUUUAUCCUGGACCCUAAUAACAUCGUAGGAAACAGAAUUGAGAGUAUCACUCAGCGUAUCGCAAUCAUAGAAGGAAAGAACAAGACGGCUAGCUCCUUGAUUGUGGCUGACUCUAAAAUUUCUGGAAUCUACAGUUGCAUGGCUUCCAAUAAAGUAGGGACUGUGGAACGAACCAUAAGAUUUUAUGUCACAGAUGUGCCAAAUGGAUUUCAUGUCAACCUGGAAAAAAUGCCCACAGAAGGAGGAGACCUGAAACUGUCUUGCACAGUUAAUAAGUUCUUAUACAGAGACAUUACUUGGAUUUUGCUGCGAACAAUCAAUAACCGAACAAUGCAUCACAGUAUUAGCAAGCAAAAAAUGGCUGUCACAAACGAGUACUCCGUUACUCUCAAACUUGUCAUCACGAAUGUGUCCCUGGAAGAUUCAGGCACCUAUGCCUGCAGAGCCAGAAACAUAUUCACAGGGGAAGAAACCCUGCAGAAGCAAGAAGUGACAAUUAGAGAUCAGGAAGCUCCCUACCUCCUGCGAAACCUGAGCGAUCACUCCGUGUCUGUCAGCAGCUCCACCACCUUACACUGUCAGGCUAAUGGGGUACCCGAGCCUCAGAUAACCUGGUUCAAAAACAACCACCAAAUACAGCAAGAGCCUGGAAUUAUUUUAGGACCAGGAAGCAGCACGCUGUUUAUUGAAAGAGUCACAGAAGAGGAUGAAGGUGUCUAUCACUGCAAAGCCACCAACCAGAAGGGCUCUGUGGAGAGUUCGGCAUACCUCACGGUUCAAGGGACAUCGGACAAGUCUAACCUGGAGCUGAUCACGCUGACAUGUACCUGUGUGGCCGCCACUCUCUUCUGGCUCCUGUUAACUCUCUUCAUCCGAAAACUAAAAAGGUCUUCUUCAGAAAUAAAGACUGACUACCUCUCCAUUAUAAUGGACCCAGACGAAGUUCCCUUGGAUGAACAGUGCCAGCGGCUCCCUUAUGAUGCCAGCAAGUGGGAGUUUGCCCGGGAAAGGCUCAAACUGGGCAAAUCUCUCGGAAGAGGCGCUUUUGGAAAAGUGGUCCAAGCAUCUGCAUUUGGCAUUAAGAAAUCACCCACCUGCAGGACGGUGGCUGUAAAAAUGCUGAAAGAGGGGGCCACGGCCAGCGAACACAAAGCUCUGAUGACUGAGCUCAAGAUCCUGACCCACAUCGGCCAUCACCUCAAUGUGGUCAAUCUUCUGGGAGCCUGCACCAAGCAAGGAGGGCCCCUGAUGGUGAUCGUUGAAUACUGCAAAUACGGAAAUUUAUCCAACUACCUCAAGAGCAAACGAGACUUGUUCUUUCUCAAUAAGGAUGCGGCGUUACACCUAGAGCCCAAGAAGGAGAAGAUGGAGCCAGAUGGGGAGCAAGUGCAGAAACAAAGACUAGAGAGCGUCACCAGCAGCGAGAGCUUCGCAAGCUCUGGCUUCCAGGAAGAGAAAAGUCUGAGCGAUGUGGAGGAAGAGGAGGACCCCGAUGAUUUCUACAAGCAGCCCAUCACGAUGGAAGAUCUGAUUUCCUACAGUUUCCAAGUGGCCAGAGGCAUGGAGUUUCUGUCUUCCAGAAAGUGCAUUCAUCGUGACUUGGCCGCGCGGAAUAUUCUUUUAUCCGAGAACAAUGUAGUGAAGAUUUGCGACUUUGGCCUGGCCCGGGAUAUUUACAAGAACCCUGACUAUGUGAGAAAAGGAGAUACUCGGCUUCCCCUGAAGUGGAUGGCUCCUGAGUCCAUCUUUGACAAGAUCUAUAGCACCAAGAGCGAUGUGUGGUCCUACGGGGUUCUCCUUUGGGAGAUCUUCUCCUUGGGAGGGUCCCCAUACCCAGGUGUGCAGAUGGACGAGGAUUUCUGCAGCCGCCUCAAGGACGGCAUGAGGAUGCGGGCCCCCGAGUAUGCCACUCCGGAAAUCUACCAGAUUAUGCUGGACUGCUGGCACAAGGAUCCAAAGGAAAGGCCAAGGUUUGCAGAACUUGUGGAAAAACUGGGUGAUUUACUUCAAGCAAAUGUACAACAGGAUGGUAAAGAUUAUAUUCCGCUAAAUGCCAUACUGACCAGAAAUAGUGGGUUUACUUACUCAACUCCUGCCUUCUCUGAGGACUUCUUCAAGGAAGAUACUUCAACUCCAAAGUUUAAUCCAGAAAGUUCUGAUGAUGUUAGAUAUGUAAAUGCUUUCAACUUCAUGAGUGUGGAAAGAAUCAAAACCCUUGAGGAACUCUCACCGAAGGUCACCUCCAUGCUUGAUGAUUACCGGAUGGACCAUGGCACCCUGCUUGCCUCGCCCUUGCUGAAGCGCUUCACCUGGACUGAGAGCAAACCCAAGUCCUCGCUCAAAUUUGAUUUGAGAGUGACCAGCAAGAGCAAGGAGUCUGGACUUUCUGACCUCACCAGGCCUCUUCCCUGCCACGCCAGCUGUGGGCACAUCCAGAGCAAUCGCAGAUUCACCUAUGACAACUCCGAGCUGGAGAAGAUCCCAUGCUGUUCCCCUCCUCCCGACUACAACUCGGUGGUCUUAUAUUCCACCCCACCUGUCUAGAGUGUGACACACAGCCUUAUUUCUAGAACCACGUGUGUAGCUAUACCCCAGAAAACUAGCUUCCGCCAGUAUUAUACAUAUAUCAAAUUCACACCUUUCCCUAUCCACAGCAGUAUUUCCCCCUUUUGACUAACAAGAAUGUAACCCCAGAUAAAUCAUGACAAGUGAGGAAUACUACUGCCAAACCCUUCCGUGACUGUGCUCGAGAAAGCCUUUCGGAGGACUGCCCUGCUCCUACUCUAGAGCGCUCGGGCAGCGGGGCUGUGGGGGAAUUAGGAGGUGUCUCAGGUCAUGUCAUGCAGUGUGGACCCCACAGUAGCUGGCCCACAGUGUGGACCCCACAGUAGCUGGCCACUGCCAAAUCUGCUGUCUCUAGUGGACGCUGGCAUCACAGGAAAGGAAAAGGAGCAGGGGAGAAAGACGAGGGAAACAGCUAGGGCACGAGGAAAAAUGUGAGCCAGACAUAAGCAUGGGGAGUGGGAGAGGGAUGUGAUGGCAGAAAUGCUUCUUUGGGGGCUGCCACAAUCCAGCCUCCAUCUGAGAACUCAGAGGUGGAGCAGACAGGAAAGAAGGACAAGGGGACAUUUUAAGGCUCACUGAGAUGCCAGAAAAGAACACAUUUUAAAACCUUGUCCACAGGGCUAGGUCUGUCCCCAUUGCUACACUUGGCACAUUUUUGUUGUUUCGUCUGCAUUCUAGCUCUGGGGCGAUGCUUGAGUCUCAGGCUGGAUCUUCUAGCAAAAAACACUGGAAUCUUACCUUGAGCUAAGUCGGCGCCACGUGGUGGCCAUACACUGGGCAUACUGUGCAUUGUGAGAUGACUGGAAUGAGUUGUGUCUGUUAGGGAUAUCUGUGGGGCUUAAGUCCACUCUCAGACACAAUGCCGGAAUUUGAUUAUUCAUGUAAAGAUGCCUAACUCAAUUUCUUAUAUUAGCCUGUAUCAUAGUUAUAAAAGGAAGCUGAAAAUAAAAAUGUUGUCAUGCAAAAGGAUUUCAGUUAGACCAGGAAAGACAGAAUUUAGGAAUUUGAGACGAAAGAUAAGGAAGAGGAAAAUAUGACGUAAGAUUUAUUCUUAAGUGUCCACACCUACCAGACCAACUCUGAAACAUUCGGGGUUGAACAAGGCAUAGGAAGCCAAUCUGGUUUUCUUUCCAUGUAAUAAGAGUCUAAUCUCACUAGACUCCAGGAAGAAAAGGGAAGAACACCAACCAAUGUUUGAUUAAGCACUUUAUGCUCCUUUGAGAAAAAAUAAAGGUGGUAUGUAUGUGAUUUAUGUCCUAAUUGGGACUCAGGAUAUGAGUGUUGAGCCAACAUUCAGAGAAAAGCCUCUUUUCCUCUGAUUUGGACGGGGCAUUAUGUCUGAAGAUGAUGGAAACCGGAAGACAGGGUACGGAGUGCCUACUCUGGUGUAAAGAUCCAUGUGCCCUGGAUCCCAGCAGGCUCUUCGAUGCACUUAGAAUGUCUGUGUCUCUGAAGCCACUGACAGGCAAAGUGAGUUGCUGCUUCUGGUAGAGAAAGAUUAGGCUUCCCUUCAUCCGUGUGCUAGAACAAACUCUAGAGUCUGUGACAGAAUAGAAGAAUCUUGGGUUCCUUUCCAAAGUGUCUCACUUUGAAAUUUCUUUGUAUGAAGAGAUGGGAGAGUCAGAAAAUCCCAAAUGAGAUAGUGGGUAUUCCAGUAUGUGUGGGGGGUUUGGGGGGCACGGGGCGGAGUGAGGGGUUGGACCUGCUGCAGAGUUGUCAGGCCUCCCUGACCAAGCACCACCAAGUACCACCAACCAGGUCAGAGCUAGGAAAGAAAAGCUUUGUUUUUCACAUACGCAUACAAGCACACAUGACCCCUGGAAGUACAGAAUAGUCAGGUAAAGCAGACACAGACCAGAGGGGGACCUCCAUGCAUUCUCUUAUACCUUUCAAAUCAGACAAGGAGCAAGCCACCUUAUGAUAAAGGUGAUAAAGAAAAACCCUAACUGUAUGUAAAUGUCUGAUUUCAGUAAUCUUAAGAGACCUUAGGGAUACCAUUUUUCCAAAUUUUGUUUUGGGGCCAUACCCAGCUGGGUCUUGUGGGGGAAAGAUUCCCAAUCCUUCACUCUGUUAACUCCUAUCUGCCUCUUCUUACUUGCCUCCUCAGUUUCUUUCCUUCCCUCUUCUCAUUUCUAUAAUCUAGGGCCAAGGGUAAUCUCUGUAUCCCCCACUUUGAUACCCUGCCUUCCCUCGUUUGUACACCACAGGGAAGUGAGAUCAUCUAAUACUUGUCAUUCUGACUCACUUAACAAGAGAUCCUCAGACUUCCCUUAUCUGCAUCCUCUAGCAAGAUUUUUACAGUCCAGAAGUCUUGCUCUUAUUGUCUAGUUCUCCCUCUCAGAGAACUCAGCAAGCUACUGAGAGUAUCCUGCCUGCAUGGCAGAUCCUGGCAAGCUCCCUGUUUUGGCAUACUGUAUAUGCCAAAAACAGUAACAAUGAUGGGUCUCAUUCCCCUGACCCUGAAAGAGCCUCCAAUGCAGCACCAUUGGGAAGGACAAGUAAAGAGAGGCUGCUAAAAUCCCAGGGUUAGGACGAAUGGAGACGUUACUGGCACCCGCUCAAGCAAAUCAAUGAACAACGGGAUGACAGUGAUGAUAGUGACAGUGAUACAGUGACCCAGCUGUCUCAGGGGUUAUUCCAGGCUCUGCACUCAGGGAUCAUUCCUGGCAAUGCUCAGAGAACCAUAUGAGGUGUGGGGAUUUAAGCCAUGUUGGUCACAUGCAAGACAAAUGCCCUAUCCUCUGUACUAUUGCUCAGGCCCCAAAUGUAUUUUUUUUAAAAACCUAAGAUAAUCCAGCUUCUUCAAAGACUCAGGUUUUGUAGCCUCCAUGAGCCCAUCAGUCAAAAACUGGCUCUAUGUACUUUUAACACAGAAAGGAAAACAGAAGCAUGUAAUAGGGAGUAUCAGUGCUGGCCCAGUAAGACAGAUGAGUCAAACACUACCUGGCAUUAGAACCAUUCACCACUUAUACCAAAAAUGGUCAGAAUCAAUAAAGACCAAACACUUUCAGGAUUUGCAGAUAAUGUACAUGUAGCAGUGUGAGCAGAACAAGUCUGAAAGUCCGUGUCAGUCUGAAAAAUGAUGCUCAGGCUUUAAUGGCACUGUUAGGAACAAAUGUGUCCCAAUCCUAAAAAAUGUGACCAGGUCUGCUAGCUCUGCCUUAUUUCUCAGCCCAUGAGAAUGUCAAACAUCAAACAAUUGCCAGUGUCUUUCAACUGAUUAAAGAGCACAUCUGUCAGUGAUAGCAACUGUAUAUGUAUAUAUAUAUAUGUAUGUGUGUGUGUUGAGCUUAACUAUUUAAGGAAACUGGAAUUUUAAAGUUACUUUUAUACAAACCAAGAAUGUAUGCUGCCAAUAGAAGACAUAAAAUAUAAGACAUAAGUUGAUCUUACACCUCUAGUCACUAUGAAUGUAUUUUGUGUACUAUCUUCAUAUAAUAAAAUUAACUUUCAGAAA
This is a messenger RNA of Sorex araneus (European shrew), 7798 nucleotides long. RefSeq names its product fms related receptor tyrosine kinase 1 (gene FLT1). Gene Ontology annotation, molecular function: vascular endothelial growth factor receptor activity; ATP binding. The record is from RefSeq and is a predicted model, not a curated record. Gene Ontology annotation, biological process: vascular endothelial growth factor receptor signaling pathway; positive regulation of kinase activity; protein phosphorylation. Gene Ontology annotation, cellular component: plasma membrane; signaling receptor complex. Lineage: Eukaryota; Metazoa; Chordata; Mammalia; Eulipotyphla; Soricidae.